This is a messenger RNA of Naegleria lovaniensis, 1185 nucleotides long. RefSeq lists its product as uncharacterized. The transcript has 3 exons. The record is from RefSeq and is a predicted model, not a curated record. Bases 1 to 1185 code for a protein of 394 amino acids. NCBI's taxonomy places the organism in Eukaryota, Heterolobosea, Eutetramitea, Acrasida, Naegleriidae.
AUGUAUUAUAGUACCAAUAGCCCUCAAAACUCAACACCACAUCAUCAUACCAAUUCUACAACAUGUCCGUCCAUCACAACAAAUUCCGAAGAAAUUUCAUCUCCAGUCAAAACUAUUAAAUCAUCGUCUCCACAAAAUAAUUUGAUACAAAAUAUAGCCUCACAUGUCAUUCAAGAGGAUUUGGAACUCUAUGAUGGAACAAAAAGUAGAUCUAUUUCAAAUGCUUCUUCAGUUGCAUCAACAACUCGAUUAAUCGAAAUGCACGAGAAGAAUGUAAUAUCAUCAUCCGCAAGAUAUAUUGAUUUUAGUACUGCUUUUGAUUACUUUGUAAAUCAGAAAAAAGAAUUGGACAUCAAUAACACUGUAAAAUUUACAAUGAAGGAGGGUGAAUGGACCAAUGUUUCAGAAAAUUGUUGCUUUUGCAUGACACGAAGAAGAAGAGUUCUUUUCGAGUCUUUGAAUAGUGAUUUAUUGGAAGAACUACGAACUUAUUUAGCAUUAAUGACAGUACCAUUCAGUAAUUCAAAUUCAAUUCACACAGAUAUGUGUCAAGAGGUUUUUUACUCGAUCAUGGGAAGGGAGAUUAGUACCAAGGACAACCUGGCUACGGUUGAUGUUGGAAAUUCACAACCCAAUACAAUGAUUACUAAGGAAUGGGAGCUGAUAGGUUUUUUAGGACCAAAUCUCGAAGAGGAAUUUCGAGGUUUUGGUGUACUGGGUGCUUUAAUGUUAUUAUAUUUCUGUACGCAUCACAAAGAAUUGGCUCAAAAGAUUUAUGCUCUUUCUCUCCAUGAAAAAAAACACUUCCCAUUUGCUAUUUCAGUACUACAUUUACUAAAAAUUGCGAUUGAUCUCAUUAAGGGAAGGAGGUUUAACAAGUUUAUCAAUGAAAAUCAUAGUGUCAUGCGAACAAUGCAAAUAGUACAUGCAGAUAUUUGUAGAGAGUUUCUAAAACUGUGGUCAAGCAAGUCAUACACGGAAUUGGAUUUUCAUCACAUCAUUGAGUCCUACAAUUUUGAGAUUGUACACAAGGAAAGUUAUGCAAAGAAAUUAUUACUUUCAGAUUGUACACAGCACAUGUUUCAUCGUGGUCAUGACUCUCCAAUAUCACAAGAAAGAUCACCUGCUUCACCUUCUUCAUCUUCACAACAAACAACUCUCAAGAAUAGAAACGUUUUCAAGUAG